Molecule: messenger RNA, 897 nt
Organism: Puccinia triticina
Lineage: Eukaryota; Fungi; Basidiomycota; Pucciniomycetes; Pucciniales; Pucciniaceae
Exons: 9
Coding region: 1-897 (298 amino acids)
Cellular component (GO): membrane
Molecular function (GO): lipase activity
Source: RefSeq, a predicted model, not a curated record
AUGUCGAGCUUCACUGCGCAAACCGGAUGGGAAGACGGGCCUGGGCGGUGCUCGUUUUUCACCAAACGUUGGACUCCCAGUGGGAAAGAGCCAAUUGCCAAGUUGAUAUUCUUUCAUGGAUUCAUGGAGCACAUCUCUCGUUACGACCAUGUCUUCAGUCGAUAUGCCGAGGCUGGUAUCGAGGUCUUUGCCUUCGACCAACGGGGUUUUGGUGAAACCGCGGCGCGGACCAAGACCCAAGGGCAAACAUCUUGGGCGGCCGGUCUCAAGGACGCUGACUUUUUUGUCGCCCAAGAGGCUGCUCCUGAACGCUGCCAUGGUCGCAAGGUCUUCCUGAUGGGUCACAGCAUGGGGGGUGGAAUAGCCUUCGCUUACACGACACGUUCCCCGCCGCUUGAAGGUCUAUCAUUAAUUACUGGUGGCUUAGUACUCUCCAGUCCGUUGAUUGCCCAAACUCCCGGUGUGGCUACCGCUGGUGCUUUGAUCAGACUUGGUAGCUUCGUGGGUGCCAUCUUGCCCAAGCUCAGCCUCAAUGUCGGGGUCUCCGCCAAAGACAUCUGCAGGGAUCCUGUCAUCCAGGAACAAUACAGUCACGAUCCGUUAUGUGCUCCUAUAGGGACUUACAAAGGAGUGGGUGAUAUGCUUUUGGGUGGACAGCAAUUGCUUUCUCAUGAUUACAAGCAAUACCCGUCGAAAUUACCUGUGUUGGCGGUUCAUGGUACAGCGGAUAAUGUCACUUGGCACGAUGCCACCCAGCAACUUGUCGAAAAAACAAUGGCAGAAGAUAAAACAUUCAAGGAUUUUGAAGGAUAUUAUCACGAGAUGCAUAACGAACCAGGCGAUGAUAAAUUCAAACAAAUGGACUACAUCAUCCAAUGGAUCACUUCGCAUGUUUAA